AAUAUAUAGUUCCACCACAUUACUUCCAUAUAUUUCCCUUGGAUUGGAUCGUCGGCGCCAAAACGAAUAAUAAUCCGGCAAUGGAGUCUUCACGAGGGAAGCUGUCUGCCGCCGGCGUCCUCCUGCUAAUGACGCUCCUCAUGGUGGCCGCCAUGCGGGCGGUUGAGGCACGAGACUGCCUGACGCAGAGUACCCGGUUACCGGGGCAUCUGUGCGUGCGGUCGGACUACUGCGCGAUCGGGUGCAGGGCGGAGGGCAAGGGCUACACGGGCGGCAGGUGCCUUAUCUCUCCCAUCCCGCUCGACGGGAUUCUCUGCUACUGCGUCAAGCCUUGCACAUCCACCACGACAAAAUGAUGAGACAAGACAAGAGCGGUGGGUGCAAUGCAGGCUGACCGGGGGUUAUCAGUUAUAUAUGGACAUCCUACCGUGUCUGUUAAUAACUUGUAAAUGUCUUGGGAAAGUUUGUGGUGAUAAGUUUUAAAUGUCUUGGAAUAAAGUGGGUUCUAUACAGACUUCUACUCGUUAAGUUGUUGGAUUACUACUACUGCUGUUUUUUAUUUGAGG
Molecule: messenger RNA, 566 nt
Organism: Zea mays
Lineage: Eukaryota; Viridiplantae; Streptophyta; Magnoliopsida; Poales; Poaceae
Product: female gametophyte-specific protein ES4 precursor
Exons: 1
Coding region: 81-356 (91 amino acids)
Biological process (GO): defense response
Source: RefSeq, marked validated